CCAACGUGGCUUUCCCAUCUAUAUUCCAAACAAACUCUAGUCCCCAUUCUUCAAUAGCAAACACCAAGUUCGCUACCACCACUCUUGAAGAAUCUGUGUCAAUCUCAACAUAGUAUUCAUCUAUGGCAGCAACAAUGGCAAUGAUGAUCAACUCCAAGUGUCUAAACACAGCCAUAACCAAGUUACAAAACCCAACAACCACUGCAAAACUAACAACAACAACAUGCAAAACCACCACCAUUCAGAACCUACCAAAGGCUCUUACCUCAAUUGACCACACCAACGUUGCUGUCUCACCUUCCAUUGCAAUAGCAGGGGCAAUAUUCUCAUCCCUUGCAACCUCCGACGCUGCUUUCGCUGCUCAACAGAUAGCAGAAAUAGCAGAAGGUGAUAACAGAGGAUUAGCACUGUUGUUGCCAUUGAUUCCAGCCAUAGGGUGGGUUUUGUUCAACAUAUUCCAGCCAGCUUUGAACCAAAUCAACCGUAUGCGUAGCACGAGAGGGGUGAUUGGCGGGCUUGGACUCGGGCUUGGCGGGCUUGCAGUAUCAGGUAUGGUGUCUGAAGCAUCUGCUAGUGAGAUAGGUAUGAUUGCUGAUGCUGCUGCUGCAGGAAGUGACAACAGAGGAACACUUCUGCUGUUUGUGGUUGCACCAGCUAUACUUUGGGUGCUUUACAAUAUUUUGCAGCCUGCUCUUAACCAGAUCAAUAAGAUGAGAUCUGAGUAAAAUAGGAGUGGAUGAUUUUUGUGCAAUGUUUUAUUGUAACACUUGCUUGUAACUUGUACCUAAUGUUCUCUCUUUUUCUAUAUUUUGUGUCAUAUAUCAAACUUGGUUUUCUACUUA
Messenger RNA from Vicia villosa (hairy vetch), 842 nucleotides. Its product is annotated as photosystem II core complex proteins psbY, chloroplastic-like. Lineage: Eukaryota; Viridiplantae; Streptophyta; Magnoliopsida; Fabales; Fabaceae. Gene Ontology annotation, molecular function: manganese ion binding. The record is from RefSeq and is a predicted model, not a curated record. The transcript has a single exon. Gene Ontology annotation, biological process: cell redox homeostasis; photosynthesis. Gene Ontology annotation, cellular component: membrane; photosystem II; chloroplast thylakoid. Bases 123 to 725 code for a protein of 200 amino acids.